Molecule: messenger RNA, 3314 nt
Organism: Jaminaea rosea
Lineage: Eukaryota; Fungi; Basidiomycota; Exobasidiomycetes; Microstromatales
Exons: 1
Coding region: 47-2824 (925 amino acids)
Biological process (GO): transcription initiation at RNA polymerase II promoter; positive regulation of transcription elongation by RNA polymerase II
Cellular component (GO): transcription factor TFIIF complex; nucleus
Molecular function (GO): RNA polymerase II general transcription initiation factor activity; TFIIF-class transcription factor complex binding; DNA binding
Source: RefSeq, a predicted model, not a curated record
CUUCGCUUGAGUUACCAUCCUCAUCUUGGCCACCGCUCGCUGCGCAAUGUCACAGCUGCGAGCAGUCAAGGCAGAGAGCAGUCAAGAUGCCGCAGGAUCAUCUUCACCCUCUGGCUCAUCAUCUCCUCGACCCAAUGCAUCGCGCAUGAGUACAGGGACGACAGUCGUCCGCUCCUCGUCGUCUCGCCUCAUCAAACGAGGCGAUGAGGCAAACUCGCCAGCAACAGCCGGUACACCUCGUCGCUCCCCGUCUCCCCCUCCUCCCACAACGUACAGGGAUAUCCCUCUCCUCUCUACGUCCGCCGCAACACCAUGGGUGCAUCACCUUGCACGCUUUGUCCACCACCAGCGCAUCGACCCGACCGAUGCCGCCCAAUUCGUUCCGCCGCUCAAGCUCAAUCGUAAGCAGCCACCAAAACCAAGACAGACCUGGCCAAAGGCGGGAGACACACUCGUCGAUCGAUACGGGCGAUCAGUGCGCUUGGCCAAUGGCAAAGAGCUCACCUGGCCUCAAAAGGGCGAGGACACGAGCGAACAUCGCAAGAUCCUCGAGCGGCUCGCUCCCACCCCCAAGGGACCCGAGGGGGCAGCAAGAGGCCAUGCGAAUGGGUACGACGCCUCCUUGGUCGCUCCUGGGGCCGCCUCUGCCGCUCGCAAUUCCAAUCGACCGCUCUUCCAAAAGCGCGUUCGUCAAAUUCACAAGGCAUCGGCGACUGCUCGACGUAUUCACAACGACGAGUCCCUACCCUGGGUGCUGGAGGACUUUGAGACGGGCAAUCAUUGGGAGAGCAGCCGCACUGCUCGGAAAGACAGCGUGCAUGCUCUCGCAAAGCACUUCCUUGAUGGUGGAGAGGGUCUGGCGGGGCCCAAGGAAGAAGAGGGUGGCGAAGAGGAGGAAAAGAAGGGUCGUAUCAAGCGCGAAGACAAUCGACUGGUGCAACAUGCCCCCUGGAUCGGAAAGCUCGAAGGAGGCGAUGGUGCCGUCUCCUCGUCUUCUUCGUCCACCUCCAACGGCCGCGCCCCAUCUACUUCUACGAGCGACGCAUCAGCCCAAGUCCUCUUCGUCUUCGACGAACGCAAUCAGGGAGGCUUCAAAGUUGUCCCCCUGCGCAAGACGUAUCGCUUCAUGCAAAAGAGUCGCUUUGCGGAUGAGCGCGGCGAUGAAGAGCGCGAGAAGGAAUUUGAACGAUUGCAGAAGAGUAGGAGUGUCGGGGCCACAGAUCGAUUUGCUGGCCGAUCAGGCGAGAGAGGGAGUGGGAUUGCGACUCCCUCGUCUGUUCGAGGUGGCGGCGCAGGUGGAGGUGUAGGCUCCGGGCUUGUCAUGCCUGGCUCUGGUGGUAUGCGAGGCAACAAUGGUUCGGCGCGCGGAGUCAAGAAGGAGGAGUCACUAGACGAAGACUGGCCCGCUCUACGUGGCCUGUCGCUCGGCUCAUACGUCUCCUCACGGCCCCGCGGCUUGGUCAGCGUGAGCGGCGGUAGCAACGGCCGACGACGAGGCGGAUAUGACGACGACGACGUCCACGGUAGCGGCGGCUAUGGAGGCGGCGAGGAUGCCACGUACGACGAAGUCGAGUACCACGAAGACUUUGCAGACGAUGAGGAGAGAAUGGGCGGCGAGGCCGAGCUCGUCGAAGAUGCAGAUGAGCGUGAGCGCGAAGACCGCUUGCGCAGGGAGAUGGCUCGCGCUGGCGUUGGCGAAGGGAUGGGCCAGAUGGUCAAAGAGGAAGAAGAGGACGACGACCUCUUCGGCUCUGCUUCACAGUCUGGCUCUGCUCAACAGCCACGCGGCAGACGACGAGAUGAUCAACUCACAGGCUCUGGAAGGCAGAUGAAGAAGAUCAUGCGUGCCCUUGCGCGACGAGAGGGGCAAGACGUCGACGGGCUCUACGAUUCAGACGACGAUGAUGACGGUGGCGAUCUACUGGACAUCGAUGGGACUCGUCGCGGACGUGGUGCCAAUCCUUACGCCGAGGAUGACGAGGACGGUGACGACGAUGAAGAAGAACCUGCCCUCGCGAAUCCGGAAGAGGCGAUUCGUCGUGCGAUGGAGGAGAAGCGUGAACGCGAGGCUCGCGAAGCCAAAGAUGCGGCUACCAGCGGGCAAGGCAGUGAGAGGACUAGUAGGGGAAGCACUCCUACUCCAGGCCAGCAGCCUACCGCCGCACGCACGCCAUCGCAGACGGGCCGCGGGCAAGGCAGCACUACGCCUACAAAGCGUCAGCGCGACACCUCCUCGUCGGGCAGCGUCCGUGGACCCCCGGGCCGCCCUCAACAACAGCAAGGGCAUCGCCGAACCGCAACGGCUGCCUCCUCUCACUCCCGCGCCGUAUCACCAAGCGCAGCCGUCUCUCGAUCUCCCUCGCCCGGGCCGCAGGGCCAGCAGCAAGGUCAUCUCUCCCACAUCCCAAGGCAGUCUUCGCCUCUCGCCCACCCCUCUGGCUCGUCCAUGGAAGGAGCGGCCGCAGGCGUGAAGCGACCAGCAAGCCCUCAACCCGGCGGUACGACAGGGCUUCCCCCCUCCUCUUCCAACUCACGCCCAGCCUCACCCACCUCCAAGCGCGCUCGUCGGGAUAGCACAGGCUCUUCCUCCUCGUCUCGCCGCUCAACUCCCGCUCCUGGCUCGACGUCUACCACCUCGCUCGAGCGCGAGCUGAUCAAUAUGGUCCGCUCUGGCCAAGUCAAGUCCAUUGCGGAGGUGAUCGCCGCUUUCAAGAAGCGACUGCAGGCCAAGCCUGAGUUGAAGGGCGAGAUGAUGGGAGCAUUCAAGCGUUGCUUGACUGGCGGGACGAGGGGGGAGGUGCUGAGGGUCAAGGACGGGUUUUAAGGUCUAGACUGGCGAGUUGUAGUCGAGAUUGAAAUUAGUAGUGGAGCAUGACAUAGAGUCGCGAGGAUGUAUACCGAGAGCAAAGCAGACCGAGAGCAAAGCAGACCGAGAGCAAAGCAGAAAAGGGCGCUGACUGAGUCAGCCCGACAGAGAGAAGAAGAACAAGAAAGAGCCAAAAGGGGGUAUACGAAUGCUGUUCAAAGUACGUGAGGGCACGAGAGCGUCGCUCGCCUACCCCAGUACAGCGACGAAGGCGAAGGAGCUGUUUUCCCUGUCCACGAGCGGUGUGAUGUGCAUGGUGACGACGCGCAUCUCUUCGCUGCCUUCCAGCAUAGUCGCCGCCCCACCAUCUCCACCGCCCGUAGCACCACCGAGCAUUCGACCCAUCAAACCCUUCUUCUGAACCCUGAGCCCCGUCUUGACGGAAAUCUGAUCCCCUGACUUGACCGCCUCCUUCACAGCCUCUCGUAGCUGACGUGUCUCUCCACGA